GGAGACGGUGACGAUCGGAAUGACAGGAAACGCGUGAAAUCAUGCUGUCAGUCGCUCUCUUCUCCGCUCCACCCCCAACUCCCUCCGUCUUUCGCGACAAGACACACCAGCGACGGCACAGCAAGAGAACGGCAAUAUAUAGCAAUGUUGACCGCCCCACAACCACUCACGCUAGCUCACAGUCGGCACACCAACGGCUGUCACCCUCCAUACACCCUUCGUCAACUCCUCGGCACAAUCUACGGCCUUCUCUCUCCCCUCUGCUUCUUCGCCCUCUACACCCGUGCUCUCUCACCUAUUGGCCUUCGCAUUUUUCUUGCAGUAUGGACCGCUUUGUGGGCCGCCGUGAUGAUAGCCUGUGGGAUAGCCCUGAUGGCUAUCGAUCCCGCAGAUGAGAGCGUUCGACGGAACCGGGGAGGUAGGGCCAGCGGAGGCCGGCGGGAAUGGAGUCGGUGGUGGAGAUGGGGUCGAAAGAGGGAUGGCAGGGUGGGAACGGAGGUGGAGGCGGCGUCGCCGGGGAUACGAGACAAGAUUGUGGAUGUCGGACAUGUCGACAAUGUAGAGGAGGGGGGAGUUGCACGACCUUACUGUCAGCUGUGUCGAGUGUUUGUAUCCCACGCAUCUCUGCAUUGCAAGUACUGUGACAAAUGCGUAGAGCGGCUGGACCACCACUGCUUCUUCGUCAACUCGUGCAUCGGACAGCGCAAUUACAGACUCUUCAUCAUCACCCUCAUAGCAGCGUUUAUCUACAGCCUGACAACGCUGUGCGUCUCGCUGGCCGUUUUCUUCGCUCGCUACUCGUCCAUCGACGGAUACCUUGUGGACAUGUCUGACAGAUCAGGAAUCUCCAUGACGGGAAUCCAAGUCAUAGCGAUGGUGCACACCAUCCUUGCCGCCAUUUUCGUCCUCUUUAUCGGCGACCUGCUUCGAUUGCAUAUGAUCUUGGCCCAAAACAAAAUGACAACCCUGGAAUACUCCCGCUACCUCCGCGACCUUGACAACCUGGACUCUGCAACCUCCCCAACGCUCUCUUCACCCACAUCGCCCACAUCGCCCACAUCGCCAACCUCACCAUCUCACCACGGACACCAUCAAAUCGCAACGACCGUGGCAGGCGUGGAGGUCGAUAUUGUUGAUGAGAGUUCACGGUCGCCGGGGAGUUAUCGGGGAAGCGGUGAUAUGGGUGUCAGAGCUGGAAGUGAGCAUGUGAAUGUGAAUGUGCAUGCAAGGGGAGGAGGAUCCGGUGAUGCGGGGGACGGGCGGUCGCAUGGCGCGUAUGUGGUGAACAUGGAGGAAGUGGGGACGCCGGUUGCGCCGAUGGGGAAGAGGAUUGAGUGAUUGCCUUACAAGGUCUGGGAGGGGACUGGGAGUUGCGUCGAUAGGCUGUACAGAGGGAUGGAAUGCUUUUUUCUGUUUCCAUAUCGUUUUCAAUUGGGA
Fimicolochytrium jonesii is the source of this 1437-nucleotide messenger RNA. RefSeq names its product DHHC palmitoyltransferase-domain-containing protein. The transcript has 5 exons. Gene Ontology annotation, cellular component: Golgi apparatus; endoplasmic reticulum. Gene Ontology annotation, biological process: peptidyl-L-cysteine S-palmitoylation; protein targeting to membrane. Gene Ontology annotation, molecular function: protein-cysteine S-palmitoyltransferase activity. Lineage: Eukaryota; Fungi; Chytridiomycota; Chytridiomycetes; Spizellomycetales; Powellomycetaceae. Bases 145 to 1338 code for a protein of 397 amino acids. The record is from RefSeq and is a predicted model, not a curated record.